CCGGGUUGCUGUGAGCAAAUGAAUUUCACGAGCGAAUGUUGUAGAAAAAAAGAUAUAGCACAUGCACGUUUUGUUGUCGUCAGCAGUCGGCCAAUAACUGGAUAGACCUGUUACAAAUCGAUGGAGCUACUAUAUUGGAAAACCUCUACCACACAGUAGCCUACUUUGAUGGUAAGUAGCCUACUAAGUUAAUUUACAAUUACUGUAUAGUAACAAAAUAUUACAAUCAAAUAGGCUGUUAUAACCUAGUAGGCUACUAUGCUAAAGCCUGAUGCGACUGAAAUGAAAGUAUUGUGUCAAUAACAGACACUAGCCUAUUUAUGAAUGAGAAGAUUAUUAGACCAACAGCUAAAUGUUAUUACACCAACAGGCUUUUUAUUUUUUGUGUUUUGAAGUUGUAUCUUAAUACUAUUGUCGGAAAUAAGCGAUUAAGCAUUUCAUUGUAGCCUACUGUGUAGCCUACCAUGUGAAUCCUGUGCAUAUGACAAAUAGACUUGACUUGAACACGGUAAUGGAAUAAUGUAGAGGGCCUCUAUUUGGGAAAUGAUUCGCACCUGAGUCACGGGUCAGCUGGGAGAGUCUGCUGGACAGGGUGUGUUAUUCUGUUCGCACGGAGUGCUCGCGCUUCUUUGCCUGUUGCACAGGUAGAGCGGGUAUAGUUGCCAGGGUUGGAAACAUUUGACGGUGACAAAAUAGAUUUGAUUUAAUCACAAUAUACGUUUGACAGAAAUGCAUAAUAAGAAUGUUGCAGUUGACCUGUAAUCGGCUAUGAUAAUAAUAUGCCUAUUAUAAUAAGCUAGGCCAGGCAACAUAUAAUAUUAUAGUGCCAUAUUCUGGUCAUGUUUAAAUAUAUAUUUUUUGUCUUUCAUACCUUGAUUUUUCUUUGCUUUGCCCAAUAUCUUUUGUCACUUUAUAAACAAAUCACAAUAUUGUAGGCCUAAUUGCAAUAUGUGCUCUAUAAAAAGAGAAAAUAGUAGGACUAGUCUGAUCAAAUUGAGAUAGGUGGUGUUAUUUGUAUUCAAGCCUAAAACUAAGGACUAUCAGAAGUGAGUUACUCCAUCUUAAAAUAUAGUUUAUAUUGGUGUAAUAUUGCAGAAGUUACCACCGUUCUUCACUUUUCUCUUUGCUGCCACCCUUAAUUUGGGCAAUAGUCCACAAAUGGCUGAACACCAGAUAAGUGUGAUAUGUGAUGGAUAGCAUCUUUUACACCUGUUUCAAGGGGUAAGAGUGAAAGGCCUGUCAAUGGUGUAAUGUCUACAACCCCAAUGCACCCCCUUACGCUACAGCCCCUGAUAAACGAUAAACCCAUAUCUCUUCUAACUGGGAUUAGUGCUAACCGUGAUUUAGGCUAGUUUUCCCUUCCUCAAAGGGAUCUCUAGAUGCCAAUGGCGGGUCAUAAUCUCACCAGGAGCAGGAAUCUCUCUCUCACACACCUCAGCCAUCCCUGGAUGUCUCCAUGGCAUGUCUCUGGCCUGACCUCAUGGGAGAGUUCACUGGGAUUCGCAGGCCUCUCUCCGCACAGCCAAAACACAAAGGGCCAUUCAUGGUCCAGAGUGGCCCCAUUCAUGACCACUGAGUUAUUUGCUGGUAGAAUUCCUUAUUGUUUGGUUUCUUGCAUCUCUGAGCUCUCUCUCGACGUAAAUUAUGCAGAAGGUUGUUUCUUGUACUUGUAGAAGGUACAUAAAUAUGAUGUCUUGUCUAGAAAAUGUUCCAUGGAUGGUAUAUACAUACGCUUCCCACACCACACGUUAACCAAUGGAGGCGGAAUGUGAAAUGGAGCAAAGAGAUUCUGUUCAAUGCUUGUUUUUCUUUUAUGAAUGAUACCUUGGUAUUAUCGCAUUCUUAUCAAGGCCUUGUUGUGGACUUGUCUUUUUAAAGUCAGGAAUGGUAUUAGAACUAACCAGACUUAAAAAUUACAGACAAAUUACAAAGAGGACAAUAGGACAUGAUUAGCACACAGGACACUAUAACAAAUCCGGAACAUGAUAGCCAAAAAGCACAGUGGACAAUGUACAGAGCAUGACAAUAACUCAAACAUUACAAACAAAUAGACAAAUACAAUUUCAACAAGACAAACUAACGAGGCAUUAAACAGUCUAUUGUUUCUAACAGUUUUCAAACAAAAUAUUUUGUUUAAAAUGUCUGUUUUUGUGAUCGAUAUAUCGUAGCAAUGUGAAACUUUUCACCAUUACAAUUAUAGUUCAAAUCCCCUUUUGUCACCCUAAUACUUGUUUACAUAAAGAGCAGCUUUUCGCAAGACCAUGACCUGUUGGUGGCGCCAGGAAAGGGCCCAGGUUGUUGUGUAGCUUGUGGGGACACUUUGUCCUGUCUUCAUCCCCAGUGGACUUGUCAUUAUCGAUACUGUUGUUGUCAGUUGUCAGUGUGGAGUCCUUUGAAACUUGGAAUUGAGCCUUUUUUCCUGGGUACUAUGAGUGUAGGUGCGUGUGUACGCAUGUAUGUAAAUGUGUGUGUAACUUUGCGCACAUUCAGCUGCACACAUACACGCGCGCACACACACACACACACACACACACACACACACACACACACACACACACACACACACACACACACACACACACACACACACACACACACACACACACACACACACACACACACACACACACACACACACACACACACACACACACACACAGUAAAGCGUGUGUGUGAGUGUUGGCGCACUGUCACACUGGGAGUGUUUGUCAUUCCAGCGUCACAGGAGCUUGUUCCACAAUGGCCUCUGUUGAAAGGGCUCUGUUGAGGCCCCUUGGUGUGGGCCUACGCUGCAGCACUGCAAGAAGAAUUAGUACAGAGAGCAGAGCACAGCCUCACAGGCCUGGGAGGGGAAGAGGGAGUGGAGAGAGUGCUUAGGCCUGCCCACUGUUGACCCAGAGGUUGUGCAAUGCAACCCCAUGCCUCAGUCAAACUCAGUCAUACUCUUUGAGCUGGAUCUACAAAGGGGAGACACACAUGACAGGCUUAGCUCAGUAAAGCAAAGCAAGCAAGGCAAAGCAACCGCUGGUACAAGGAGUGGAGUGGUCAGGUUAUGGUUAAAGGGGUAAGAGGUUAUGAUUUAAUUUUACGGGUCAUUUACUUGGUGUUUUCAGAGAAAUUACGUUGUCAAAUGGAAAGUACAUGGUUUAAUAAUUACUUUGUUGUUGACUGGAUUUAUUAUAACAAGGCCCACUAUGUAUUUAGUACCAGGUAAUUUACCUGUUGUGUACAAGGCAAAAAUACCAGGCAAACAGAAGCUCAAACAGGCCUGUAAAAUAAAAUGGUUGCAAAAUGGUUAGCAACAUGGUUGAUGAACACUUGAAUGUUUGCUAAUUUCUUCUCACUCUCUUUCUCUCUCCCGCUCUCUUUUCCUCUCUCUCUCUGUUUCUCUCCCUCUCUCGUGCCCUUUCUGUCUCUCGUUCGUUCUCUCUCUCUCUCGCUCUCUUUUUCUGGUAUGCCAGCACCUAACAAUGAGACAGGAUGACUACUACUGGUUGGCUGGACUGCAGUAAGCAGAUGGACAGUGUCUCUGUGAGGACUGGGUGCUCUAUGGAUCUACAUAUACAUGUCCAUUAGGAGCAGCCUGCCUUCCCCCAGUCUCUGUCACAGCAUGGCCCGAAACAAGGCUUACUGGGGACAGCCACAUGGCACGAACAGGUGAGUGGGUAACACUUUACAUUAAGGUACACUUUAAGGGAUUAUUAGUAGUUGAUAAAGAGUUAAUUAUUAGUGAACAUGUAGUAUAGAAGUACUUGAUAAUCAGUUGUAACUCAACCAGGCUCUGUCGUAGCCGGCCGCGACCGGGAGACCCAUGGGGCGGCGCACAAUUGGCCCAGCGUCGUCCAGGGUAGGGGAGGGAAUGGCUGGCAGGGAUGUAGCUCAGUUGGUAGAGCAUGGCGUUUGCAACGGCAGGUUUGUGGGUUCGAUUCCCACGGGGGUCCAGUAUGAAUAUAUAUUUUUUAAUAAUAAUAAUAAUAACAGUAAGUCGCUCUGGAUAAGAGCAUCUGCUAAAAAAAAUUGUUUUAAUAAAAAAAUAAGAAAUAAAACUCAAACAUAUAAUUAUUUCAAAUUGUGUAAUCGAUAUAGUUAUGUUGGUGCUGGUCAAAUAUUGACAUACAUAGUAUGGUUAUUUCAACCCACUUUAUCAAAGUAAUAAAACAAUGUGGCUAUUUGGUUGAAUUAGCAAAAAGUGAGAAUGGGUUUAGUGCAAUCAUGUGACUGAAGGAAGAAUCCUAAAUAGCGCACAACUUGAACUCUCACAAAAAUCCUUCAUUGACUUCUCUUUGAGUUCAUUUGAAUUACACGCGGUUGUCUGAAGUUAGAAUUCGGACUCAAGCUUAAUGCAUACAUAAUGCAUGACAUUACAGCCACAAUGACAAGUGUAGGACCAGUCUACAUACUGUAUCUACUAUCUACAUGGCCAAGUGUUGAAUUCAAGCAUUCUUCUGUGUGUCAUUGUGUUUCAGCCUGUGCUUUAGCCUGGAUGCUGACGACACGAUGGAACACAACUUGAGAGAGCAGCACCAACACCAUUCAGUGUCCCAGUGCUUUGACAGUGAGUGAGAUACUUUUGCGGCAGACAUUUGCAAUAUUUUUGCACCAGCUAAAACAAUUCAAUUCAACCAGUCUUAGGCUACGUUUACACAGGCAUCCCAAUUCUGAUAUUUUUCCACUAAUUAGUCUUUUGACCAAUCAGAUAAGCUAUUUUGCCAAUAAUUGGGCAAAAGAUCAGAAUUGGGCUGCUUGUGUAAAGGCAUGUUUCUCCAGUGUCUACUUCCUACUGUGGACAUGCCAUGUGUCUUAUUUUGAAAACGUGAACCUUCCCCUUUUGGCAGUGCCUACCUAGGAUUGUUUCUGAUCCAAAGCUGUUCUGUAGUGUUCUUCGACCAAUGGAAUUGUUUAUUUUAUUUGCUACAGCGUUAAUACUGGAAUGUAGACUUGAUUGAGCCUAGAGUUGAAUUGAGUCUUAUCAGACCUAGAUUGAAAUAAUAUUUUGUUUUCUUGAGCUUUGCCAAGCAUAAUGGCAACAAUGGAAUAGUCCCAAAAGUGGAAAUGUAGGAGGGGUUUGGUUCCAUUAUGCCAGGUCAGCUAAAAGCUAAAUCAAGUGCACCUAAAGUAUUUGAAAGAAAAUAAAUACUACUUGGACCUAGGUCUGCUGUAGUCUACACUGGGCUCAUGGAUGGGAGAGAGGGAGGGCUGGGGGAGAGAGAAAGGAAGGAGGCUAUCUCUCGCUGUCUGGUCACUGGCUGUCCCUGAGCUCUGUGGCGGAAUCAGAAUCGGAUGUUUUCAUUGGAGGAUGUUGUUCAGGAAGCUCCAGAAGGUUAUGGGAAGCUUCUUAAAGAUUGCCACUUGCGUCGCUGAUAAAUUAUUCGUCAACUAAUCUGGGUGUUGUUGUGGCUGAUGUUUUACAGAGAGCAGAGCAGAGGUGGUGGGGACAGGGUUGGCUCUUUGCUUCCUCUCAGAAAGUGGUUUGUCUGUGGAGGACACUCCUUCCUUGUGAUGGAAAUUGAUGCUCUUUAUAUCAUUUAUAUAUAGUGUGGUUGUGUAUUGUACACUAUUAUUGUUGAAUACAUUUGGUUCAAAUCUGUUGUUUUGUGGGAGGAGAUAAGAAUGAAGAUAAUACAAUCCUGAAGGCUAAAAUGUUUCUGUUUUCCAUUUUCAAUAAAUGAAUGUUUCUCCUUUGCUUAUGUUAACCAUUCUCUUUUUAUUUGACUGAAAAUUGUGAGUAUUAAAAAAAUGAUCACAUUCAUGCUGUAUAUCAAAUAUGACCCUUUCAUUCAUGUUAUGUUUUGAAUGUUCUCUCUAUUUGCCGUCUUUACAGACAAGAUGCCCCUGACCCACCAUCCACUGUGCUCUAGCAGCCAACCCUUGACCUCUCACUGCACCAUGCCCCGCCCUCCUGAGGGGGACCAGGUGGUCCCCUCCUUCCAGAGACUAUCAGUUUACGAGCAGGGUCCGUCCUGCGGCCCCAAGCCCCUGCCCCCUCUCCCUGACCCGGAGGAUAACUCCUCGGACGAGGUGGUAGACAGCGAGGUGGAAUUCUUCAUCGACGAGAGGAGGCGCCUACUCCCCCAGCGCUGCUCCACCAAGGCCCUGGCCCUCCACUAUGGAGCCACCGGACGACGCAGCUUCAGGGGCUGUGGCCAGGUCAACUAUGCCUACCUUGAGGGGCCCCCCGGGGCUAGCGGCUCGGCUAACGGUGGAGCCCACAGUGGAACCCAGGUGCAGCAGGCCCAGUUUGGGGGACAGAGAGGGCCAGGGUCCGUGGUGGUAGUGGCGAGGGACAUCUCUAGCAAGCAACCCGAUCGGCCCCAACGGUCCAAGCUGCGGCGCUCCCACUCGGGCCCCGCAAGCUCCUUCAAGCCCUCCGGCCUGCGCCAGUCGUGCCACCUUCACCACCACCACGGCACCAGGGGCCACCCCCAGCUGGACAAGCCUGAAGUUCCUCCCCGCAUCCCCAUCCCCCCGCGCCCCUCCAAGACUGCCGACUGCCACCGUUGGUCCAUCGCCGAGGACCAAGACAAGGAAAAGCCUCCCAAAGUCCCUCCCAGGGAACCGAUAGCACCCCCUUGUGGCUCCUGUUGCACCUCUAGUCCCAAGAGCCUCCCUAUAUACGUGAACGGGGUCAUGCCCCCUACGCAGAGUUUCGCCCCCAACCCCAAAUAUGUCAGCAAGGGCCCCCAGAGGCCACAACAGCAGCCUAGGGAGGGCGCCACUGGGCCCUUGGUGGGCCCACGCUCCCCCUGUAUCGUGCCCAUCAUGGAGGAUGGGAGGAAAGCCAGUGCCACGCACUAUUUCCUCCUACCCCGGCGGCCAUCCUACAUGGACAGGUUAGAAAGGUUCUUGAGGGAGGAGGAGGCAGACUGUGAGGUGUCCAGCAACGCUCCCAACUCAGAGUGGGGUUGCCAGAACAGGCAGAAAUCCCCUCUCAAGUUGUUA
Molecule: messenger RNA, 6939 nt
Organism: Coregonus sp. 'balchen'
Lineage: Eukaryota; Metazoa; Chordata; Actinopteri; Salmoniformes; Salmonidae
Source: the annotation of a GenBank genome assembly